AUGGCUGUCGCAGCCCGAUCGCAGGUGCCCAGGACGCCGCGCGUCAUCAGCCCGUCGCCCACUCCCUCGGAGAAUGGCAGCGCUGGCGGCUACUUCACGCGCUCCGCCGCGCGCCGCAUGAACAGCAACACCGAAAUCAUUUCGCCCCCACCCAUCGACGAGAACGACAGCAGCUCGGGCUCCGACGAGCUCGGCCGGCGCUCGCGUCUCCGCAGCAGAAGCCCGGUCAAGAAGCGGUUACAUGACGCUGCGGCUGCGCAAACAACGGGCAGGAGCAGGAAGGACCUGUCUCUGCCGAACGGCUCGUCGAAUGGCCAUCUCUCGCCAUACACUGCAAGCUCGAACAAGGAAUACUGGCGCAGUCUGAGUCGGAGCCCAAGCCCGCUCGGCUUGAUUCCCAUCCACCAGGAAUGGCGGAACUUUAUCCACCGGCAUGAAAUCCCUCGCAAAAUACUCCACACCUCCAUCGGCUUCCUCACCCUCGGGCUCUACGCCUCGUACGCGCAACCGUCGCAGAUCCACCCCGUUCUCCUCUCGCUCUUCAUCCCCAUCUUCACCACCGACGUCAUACGGCACCGCUUCCCAUCCUUCAACCGCUUCUACAUCCGGUGUCUGGGCGCGCUGAUGCGCGAGUCUGAAGUCGACGGCUGGAAUGGCGUCAUUUGGUAUCUUUUGGGCGCGUGGGCCGCACUCCGCUUCUUCCCCAAGGACAUUGGCGUCAUGGCCGUGAUGCUGCUGAGCUGGUGCGACACGGCCGCCAGCACUGCGGGCAGGAGAUGGGGCAGGUACACACCCAAGGUGCGCCAGGGCAAGAGCUUGGCCGGCAGCUUGGCCGCCGUCGUCAUGGGCGUCAUCACGGCCGCGGCCUUCUACGGCUGGGUCGCCCCGAGCGUGGAGUUCCAGAACCCGGGCAUCGAUUCGGGAGACUUUGCGUUUGCGUUCCAGGGCCGACUGGGCCUGCCUGCGGCGGUCAAGGAAUCCCUCGGAUGGAGCAACGACCAGGGCACCAUUACCGGCAAUCUGGCUCUCGGCGCCAUGAGCGUCGUGGCUGGGGUUGUGGCUAGCGUUAGCGAGGCCAUCGACCUGUUCGGCUGGGAUGAUAACGUUACCAUCCCCAUUCUCGCCGCCGGUGGGCUGUGGGGCUUCCUGAAGGUUUUCGGAUGCGCGUGA
This is a messenger RNA of Diplodia corticola, 1170 nucleotides long. RefSeq names its product phosphatidate cytidylyltransferase. Gene Ontology annotation, cellular component: endoplasmic reticulum membrane. NCBI's taxonomy places the organism in Eukaryota, Fungi, Ascomycota, Dothideomycetes, Botryosphaeriales, Botryosphaeriaceae. Bases 1 to 1170 code for a protein of 389 amino acids. The record is from RefSeq and is a predicted model, not a curated record. The transcript is spliced from 2 exons. Gene Ontology annotation, biological process: phosphatidic acid biosynthetic process. Gene Ontology annotation, molecular function: ATP-dependent diacylglycerol kinase activity.